Messenger RNA from Bradysia coprophila, 751 nucleotides. RefSeq lists its product as uncharacterized. NCBI's taxonomy places the organism in Eukaryota, Metazoa, Arthropoda, Insecta, Diptera, Sciaridae. The record is from RefSeq and is a predicted model, not a curated record.
UCAUCAAUCAGCAGAAAUCUGUUCGACCAAGAACACAUAUAUACUUGUGUACGCUGUUGUCGCUUACAUAGUUUCUUGUUUGUUUUGAGUGUUAUCUCUCGGCGUUUAAAAGGUUAUCACCAGACUCAAUUUGAAUUUCAACUUGAAAUUCAUUUUUCAGUUCAUUUAAUUUCCGUUAAGACGUAAAAGUGAAUCGGUUUAUUAAGCGCUGUGCUUUCAAGUAAUUGACCAAACAAGAGCGCAAUCGAAAUCAUCCAACAUGAAAUUUUUACUCGCUUUACUUGGACUUUUGUGCCUUGGAUUCAUCGACUUCUCUGCGGGCUCAACAUCCGCCCUGACCAUCUCACAGGCUACAGAGUUUUGCGAAAGAGAAGUGCCAAACUAUUGCGUUCAAACCACUUGCCCGAUAUUCUGUAACGCAUUGAGAACGAAAACCCAGCGGACAAAGUGUAAUUCCGGAUGUACCACCACCAAUCGAUGCAAAAACAAUCCCAUUCGGCUCAGCAAUGCCGACCAGACCAACGAAGCAUUGGAUGCACAGAACCGAGAACAGCUCAUUGCCUGCAUCGCCGAGAAAAGAGACCCGAACGCCAAACAAACUGGCCGUAGAACGACACCGUGGAAGGACAUUAGAACACCAAGCUUCUUACGGGCUACACGACCUUAAUCAAGAGCAUUUUUGUAUGAUUUAUAUACAAUUCCGAUCAAUUAAAAUGUGACUCAGACUCGUUGAGUUUAUUGAAAAAGUAAA